Molecule: messenger RNA, 1843 nt
Organism: Drosophila innubila
Lineage: Eukaryota; Metazoa; Arthropoda; Insecta; Diptera; Drosophilidae
Gene: Dsp1
Product: high mobility group protein DSP1
Exons: 6
Coding region: 608-1831 (407 amino acids)
Biological process (GO): regulation of transcription by RNA polymerase II
Cellular component (GO): nucleus
Molecular function (GO): DNA binding, bending
Source: RefSeq, a predicted model, not a curated record
AUUCGUUGUUGGUACUCUCUCUGUGUGUGUUUUCAAUCAAGCGAGCGGCGCGCGAACCUCAUCUUUUCCGCAUUGAUACCAAACUACCAACAAAAACACAUAUAACUGCAAUAAAGCAAAGCUGCUGCGUUUGUGGCGUCGUUUGUUUAUUUUUUACUAACUAAAAACAAACAACAACACAAUAAUAACAACAACAGCAACAACAGAAACAGAAGCACAAACUUUAAAACUCGCGUUGCGUUGCGUUACGUUACGUUCGCUGUUACGUUAAUACCGCAUCGUAAGAAUCGGUAACAUUUUCAAAUUACCGUUUGGCGUCUGACUCCGUUUUGUUCCUUCGUCUUACUUACAAACGUACAUACAUGCAUAUGUAUAAUAAUCAAUAUAACAUACAAACAUACAAACGUAGAAUAAACGAAUGCUAGUUGAAACUGGCUUUCAACUUAUUUAAUCCAUUGAAUUUGAAUUUGUGGUGUGUGCAGUGCAAGCAAAAAAGAGGACAUAGUUGCAUAAAAUAUACAAAUAAUCCAUCAAACUAUUAACAAAGUUGAAAUCAACUGAAUUCCCCCUCUCGUCCCCCGAUACGAUCUUCAAUUCGGCUAAAAACAUGGAACACUUUCAUCAAAUUCAGCAAACAAUUCAACACUAUCAGCAGCAACUGGCUGCGCAGCAACAACAACAAGCGGCUGCAGUACAACAGCAACAGUUGCAACAACAUCAAGUAGUUGUCCAGCAGAAUCAACAGCAGGCGCAUCAAAAUAGCUCCAAUACCACGGCCGGCGUUGGCACCCAACAGCUAUUUACAUACAAAAUGGCGAGUAGUUUCCCCAAUCCGGCCACGACAAUGGCACAAGUUGUUGCCACAUCGAAUGCGGCCACCACCGGCUACGAUUACCGUCUAAAUAUGGCACAAGCGGCAGCAGCCGCUGCAGUUCCUGGCUCCCAAUGGUGGUACUCGGCUGCCAAUCAGGGUCAGGUGGAUGCCAACACAGCUGCACAGUUGCAGCAGCAGCAACAACAGCAGCAACAGCAGCAGCAACAGCAACAGCAGCAGCAACAACAGCAGCAGCAACAACAACAGCAGCAACAGCAACAAAUGCAACAACAGCAACAGCAACAAAAUGUCAUCAACUCAGCCAGUAGCCCAAUGGUCAGAGGAAAAGCUGAUGCGAAACCCAGAGGCCGAAUGACCGCCUAUGCAUACUUUGUACAAACAUGCAGAGAGGAGCACAAAAAGAAGCAUCCCGAUGAGACGGUGAUAUUUGCCGAAUUCUCCCGAAAAUGUGCUGAGAGAUGGAAGACAAUGGUCGAUAAGGAGAAGAAACGCUUCCAUGAAAUGGCUGAAAAAGACAAGCAGAGGUACGAGACGGAAAUGCAGAACUAUGUACCGCCCAAGGGUGCAGUUGUGGGACGCGGCAAGAAAAGAAAACAGAUCAAGGACCCAAAUGCGCCAAAACGUUCAUUGUCUGCGUUCUUCUGGUUCUGCAAUGAUGAAAGAAAUAAAGUGAAGGCUCUGAAUCCCGAAUUCGGUGUUGGUGAUAUUGCCAAAGAGCUUGGCCGCAAAUGGUCCGAUGUUGAUCCCGAAGUGAAGCAAAAAUACGAAUCGAUGGCAGAGCGGGAUAAGGCACGAUAUGAAAGGGAAAUGACCGAGUACAAGACAAGCGGGAAAAUUGCCAUGUCAGCGCCCUCAAUGCAAGCGUCGCUGCAGGCGCAGGCACAAGCAGUGCAGAAAGCAGCGUUAUUAGCAGCUGCUGCCCAACAACAACACCAGCAGCUGGAUGAGCAACAUGACGAUGAUGAUGGUGACGGUGAUGAUGACGAGAAUCAAUAGGUUUAGCAGUAA